AUGGCAGCGAGAGUAGGGUCAUUGAGGCAGAGUUUUUUAGAGAAGAGCAAAGAAAGGCUCCUCUCUAAGAAGGAAUACCCAGAAUUUGGGCUCGACGACGACGAUGGAGACACCAAGCGUUCCGUGCUCGACGCGCUUUCUGAUCGCGUCGUUAACCUUCGUAACGGGUCGAAAGAGUUUGCAUGGAAAUUGUACGAGAUGGGUCGCUCUGAUCGACGCAAAGUGUUGUUUGCAAUGAAAGCAGGGUUAUCGUUGGCUUUUGUGUCGCUAUUCAUAUACAUUAAGGAGGAGGAGCUUAGCAAGUAUUCCAUCUGGGCAAUCCUCACUGUUGUUGUGGUUUUCGAAUUCAGCGUAGGUGCAACCCUUAACAAAGGGUUCAAUCGUGCUUUGGGAACAAUUUCUGCUGGAGUGCUUGCUCUGGGUAUUGCACAAUUAACCGUGUUGGUUGGUCCAGCUUUUGAUGAACUUAUUAUUGUGGUCGCUAUUUUUAUUGCAGGGUUUUGUGCAAGCUAUGUGAAGCUGUAUCCUGCGAUGAAGCCAUAUGAAUAUGGCUUUCGUGUAUUCUUGUUGACAUUUUGUAUUGUAUUGGUAUCUGGAAGACACGAGUUGCAGUUUUUCACCACAGCUUUUUACAGAUUGGUUCUUAUUGGUGUUGGUGCUGGUAUAAGUUUUUCUGUGAAUAUUUGCAUUUACCCUAUCUGGUCUGGGGAGGAUCUGCACAAAUUGGUGGUGAAAAAUUUCAAUGGAGUUGCUGCAUCCUUAGAAGGUUGUGUAUAUGGGUACCUGCAAUGUGUUGAAUAUGAGAGGAUCCCAUCCAAAAUUCUUGUUUAUCAAGCCUCUGAUGACCCUCUUUACCGUGGUUAUAGAACAGCAGUGCAAUCGUCAAGCCAAGAGGAGGCUCUGGUAGAUUUUGCAUUAUGGGAGCCACCUCACGGUCCAUACAAGCAGUUCAAUUAUCCUUGGGGAAGCUACGUCAAAGUCAGUGGAGCGCUGAGACAUUGUGCUUUCAUGGUCAUGGCAAUGCAUGGAUGCAUACUUUCAGAAAUACAGGCUCCUCCGGAAAAGAGGUUAGUGUUCUGUGAAGAACUUCAGAGGGUUGGUACUGCAGGAGCUAAAGUAUUACGUCAACUUGGAAGCAAAGUGGAAAAGAUGGAAAAACUAAGCACUAGUGACAUUCUCUUAGAAGUUCAUGAAGCAGCUGAGCAAUUGCAGAUGAAGAUUGACCAACAGUCAUUUCUCCUAGUCAAUUCAGAGAGCUGGGAAGCUUCAAGACAGCCUAAGGAAAAUGAACAACCUGCCAAUUUGAUUGAUGUUAAAGACAACGAGAACCAGCAGUCCUUGAUCACUUCCCAGUUCAGUGAAACAGGCGAUGAUUCAAAACUUGAUAUUAGCAUAGAGCCUUCCAUGCCAGAAUCCAGUUUUAUACAGUCCAUGAACAAGAGCUCAGUAUCAUGGACACAUGUUUCAUUUCUCACAGAUGCCAUAAUAAAUGAGCCUGAAUCUAGAGUAUAUGAAAGUGCGAGCUCCUUGUCUUUGGCAACAUUUGCUUCACUUUUAAUUGAGUUUGUUGCCAGGCUUCAAAAUCUUGUGGAUGAAUUCCAAGAUCUUAGUGAGAAGGCUAAUUUUAAAGAUCCCUUUGACCAACCGGUGCUGAAGUAG
Molecule: messenger RNA, 1659 nt
Organism: Gastrolobium bilobum
Lineage: Eukaryota; Viridiplantae; Streptophyta; Magnoliopsida; Fabales; Fabaceae
Product: aluminum-activated malate transporter 4-like
Exons: 6
Coding region: 1-1659 (552 amino acids)
Biological process (GO): malate transport
Cellular component (GO): plant-type vacuole membrane
Source: RefSeq, a predicted model, not a curated record